AUGGGGAUCUCUACGGUCAUCCUUGAAAUGUGUCUAUUAUGGGGACAAGUUCUACCUACAGGUGAGUGGAUCCCAAGUACUACAGACUACGGUUCUCUGAUUCCCUCGGAGACGUCCCCGGAGGUAACAUCAGUAGAAGGUUCUGUGUUUCCCUCGGAGACAACCCUGGCGUCAACUAUAGCAGAAGGGCUACCGUUAAUGAGCUCCUCCUUUCUCCACCCUGCAGGUUCUGUGUUUCCCUCAGAGGCGCCCCUGGAGUCAACUGUAGCAGAAGGAUCUGGUUAUGGUUUGGCCCUGAGGCUGGUGAAUGGAGAUGGCAGGUGUCAGGGUCGGGUGGAGGUUCUGUAUCAAGGCUCCUGGGGCACCGUGUGUGAUGACAGCUGGGACACCAAUGAUGCCAACGUGGUCUGCAGGCAGCUGGGUUGUGGCUGGGCCACGUCAGCUCCAGGAAAUGCCCGGUUUGGCCAGGGCUCAGGACCCAUUGUCCUGGAUGAUGUGCGCUGCUCAGGGUACGAGUCCUACCUGUGGAGCUGCCCCCACAAUGGCUGGCUCUCCCAUAACUGUGGCCAUAGUGAAGAUGCUGGUGUUAUCUGCUCAGCUGCCCAGCCUCAGUCGACGCUCAGGCCAGACAGUUGGCCUGUCAGGAUAUCAACUGUAUCCACAGAAGGAUCUGAAUCCAGUUUGGCCCUGAGGCUGGUGAAUGGAGGUAACAGGUGUCAGGGCCGAGUGGAGGUCCUAUACCGAGGCUCCUGGGGCACUGUGUGUGAUGACUACUGGGACACCAAUGACGCCAAUGUGGUCUGCAGGCAGCUGGACUGUGGCUGGGCCAUGUCAGCCCCAGGAAAUGCCCUGUUUGGCCAGGGCUCAGGACCCAUUGUCCUGGAUGACGUGCGCUGCUCAGGACACGAGUCCUACCUGUGGAGCUGCCCCCACAGUGGCUGGCUCUUCCACAACUGUCAGCACAGUGAAGACGCUGGUGUCAUCUGCUCAGUUUCCCAGUCCCAGUCGACACCUGGUCCAGACACUUGGCCGAUCUCACAUGUAUCAACAGCAGAUUCUGAAUCCAGUUUGGCCCUGAGGCUGGUGAAUGGAGGUGACAGGUGUCAGGGCCGAGUGGAGGUCCUAUACCGAGGCUCCUGGGGCACCGUGUGUGAUGACUACUGGGACACCAAUGACGCCAAUGUGGUCUGCAGGCAGCUGGACUGUGGCUGGGCCACGUCAGCCCCAGGAAAUGCCCUGUUUGGCCAGGGCUCAGGACCCAUUGUCCUGGAUGACGUGCGCUGCUCAGGACACGAGUCCUACCUGUGGAGCUGCCCCCACAGUGGCUGGCUCUUCCACAACUGUCAGCACAGUGAAGACGCUGGUGUCAUCUGCUCAGCCACCCAGAUAAAUUCUACUACGACAGAUUGGUGGCAUCCAACAACUACAACCACUACAAGACCCUCUUCAAAUUGUGGUGGCUUCUUAUUCAGUGCCAGUGGGACAUUCUCCAGCCCAUCCUACCCUGCAUACUACCCCAACAAUGCUAAGUGUGUUUGGGAAAUAGAAGUGAAUUCUGGUUAUCGCAUAAACCUGGGCUUCAGUAAUCUGCAGUUGGAGGUGCAGUAUAACUGCAGUUUUGAUUAUGUUGAAAUCUUUGAUGGAUCAUUAAAUAGUCACCUGCUGGGGAAAAUCUGUAAUGAUACCAGGCAAAUAUUUACAUCUUCUUACAACCGAAUGACUAUUCACUUUCGAAGUGACAUCAGUUUCCAAAACACCGGCUUUUUGGCUUGGUAUAACUCCUUCCCAAGCGAUGCCACCUUGAGGUUGGUCAAUUUAAACUCAUCCUACGGUCUAUGUGCCGGGCGUGUUGAAAUUUACCAUGGUGGCACCUGGGGAACAGUUUGUGAUGACUCCUGGACCAUUCACGAAGCUGAGGUGGUCUGCAGACAGCUGGGGUGUGGACGUGCAGUUUCAGCCCUUGGAAACGCCUAUUUUGGCGCUGGCUCUGGCCCCAUCACCCUGGACGAUGUAGAGUGCUCAGGGACGGAAUCCACUCUCUGGCAGUGCCGGAACCGAGGCUGGUUCUCCCACAACUGUCAUCACAAUGAAGAUGCUGGUGUCAUCUGCUCAGGAAACCCACUAUCGACACCUGCUCCUUUUCUCAGUGUCACCCAUCCAAACACAAAUUAUUCCUGUGGAGGCUUCCUGUCCCAACCAUCAGGGGACUUUUCCAGCCCAUUCUAUCCCAGGAACUAUCCGAACAAUGCCAAGUGUGUGUGGGACAUUGUGGUGCAAAACAACCACCGUGUGACGGUGAUCUUCAGAGAUGUCCAGCUUGAAGGUGGCUGCAACUAUGAUUACGUUGAAGUUUUCGAUGGCCCCUACCACAGUUCCCCUCUCAUUGCUCGAGUUUGUGAUGGGGCCAGAGGCUCCUUCACUUCCUCCUCCAACUUCAUGUCCAUUCGCUUCGUCAGUGACCACAGCGUCACGAGGAGAGGGUUCCGGGCUGAGUACUACUCCAGUCCCUCCAAUGACAGCACCAACCUGCUCUGUCUGCCAAAUCACAUGCAAGCCAGCGUGAGCAGGAGCUACCUCCAAUCCUUGGGCUUUUCUGCCAGUGACCUUGUCAUUUCCACCUGGAACGGGUACUACGAGUGUCGGCCCCAGAUAACGCCGAGCCUGGUGAUAUUCACAAUUCCCUACUCAGGCUGCGGCACCAUCAAGCAGGCAGACAAUGACACCAUCGACUAUUCCAACUUCCUCACAGCAGCUCACGUGGCACCAUCACAUGGCAUCAUCACAAGGAGGAAGAACUUCCGUAUUCACGUCAGCUGCAGGAUGCUUCAGAACACCUGGGUUGACACCAUGUACAUUGCUAAUGACACCAUCCAGGUCGAGGAAGUCCAGUAUGGCAAUUUUGACGUGAACGUUUCCUUUUAUACUUCCUCCUCUUUCUUGUAUCCUGUGACCAGCCACCCUUACUAUGUGAAGCUGAACCAGGACUUGUACGUUCAGGCUGAGAUCCUCCAUUCUGAUGCUGCACUGACCUUGUUUGUGGACACCUGCGUGGCAUCACCAUACUCCAAUGACUUCACGUCUUUGAAUUAUGAUCUAAUCCGGAGUGGAUGCGUGAGGGAUGACACCUACGGAGCCUACUCCCAGCCGUCUCCUCGCAUUGCCCGCUUCCGGUUCAGGGCCUUCCACUUCCUGAACCGCUUCCCCUCCGUGUACCUGCAUUGUAAAAUGGUGGUGUGCAGGGCAUAUGACCCCUCUUCCCGCUGCAACCGAGGCUGUGUGAUGAGGUCCAAGAGGGAUGUGGGCUCCUACCAGCAAAAGGUGGACGUUGUCCUGGGUCCCAUCCAGCUGCAGAGCCCCCCACGCCUAGAAGAGGAGCCUCAGUAG
Messenger RNA from Piliocolobus tephrosceles (Ugandan red Colobus), 3384 nucleotides. RefSeq names its product deleted in malignant brain tumors 1 (gene DMBT1). Gene Ontology annotation, cellular component: plasma membrane. The record is from RefSeq and is a predicted model, not a curated record. The coding region runs from base 1 to 3384 and encodes 1127 amino acids. Lineage: Eukaryota; Metazoa; Chordata; Mammalia; Primates; Cercopithecidae. The transcript has 24 exons. Gene Ontology annotation, biological process: zymogen activation. Gene Ontology annotation, molecular function: serine-type endopeptidase activity.